Messenger RNA from Nycticebus coucang (slow loris), 7326 nucleotides. It is a transcript of the gene ABHD2, whose product is annotated as abhydrolase domain containing 2, acylglycerol lipase. Gene Ontology annotation, molecular function: monoacylglycerol lipase activity; acetylesterase activity. Gene Ontology annotation, cellular component: sperm flagellum; sperm plasma membrane. Gene Ontology annotation, biological process: acylglycerol catabolic process; sperm capacitation; medium-chain fatty acid biosynthetic process. Lineage: Eukaryota; Metazoa; Chordata; Mammalia; Primates; Lorisidae. The coding region runs from base 289 to 1566 and encodes 425 amino acids. The transcript is spliced from 11 exons. The record is from RefSeq and is a predicted model, not a curated record.
GUGGCUAAGGGCGUGGCAGAAGCGGUCGUCAGGGGCGUGGCAGCGGUUGCUUGGGCGGGGCCGGUAGCGGCGGGAGCUGCACUGACCAGGGUUCCGGCUGUAUUUCCAUGAGCGCCGCUGGCAGCCGCGGAGCUGCAAGAACAAGACUAGGGGCGAGCUGGGCAGCUGUAGUCAACCACACAAAGCUUUUACAUUAGUUUGAAUAAGACAUCUCAGGCCAGCCCGACUGUACAACUCUUCAAGGAGAAUUCACAUUCGCAGUGAGAAGAAUAAGUGAUACAGAUCAAGAUGAAUGCCAUGCCGGAGACCCCCGAGCUCCCAGCCGUGUUUGAUGGGGUGAAGCUGGCCGUAGUAGCUGCCGUGCUGUACGUGAUUGUCCGGUGUUUGAACCUGAAGAGCCCCACAGCCCCCCCUGACCUCUACUUCCAGGACUCGGGGCUCUCACGCUUUCUACUCAAGUCCUGUCCUCUGCUGACCAAAGAAUACAUUCCACCAUUGAUCUGGGGGAAAAGUGGACACAUCCAGACGGCCUUGUAUGGGAAGAUGGGACGGGUGAGGUCACCACACCCUUAUGGGCACCGGAAGUUCAUCACCAUGUCAGAUGGAGCCACGUCGACAUUUGACCUCUUUGAGCCCUUGGCUGAGCACUGUGUUGGAGAUGACAUCACCAUGGUUAUCUGCCCUGGAAUUGCCAACCACAGUGAGAAGCAAUACAUCCGCACCUUUGUCGACUAUGCCCAGAAAAGUGGCUACCGAUGCGCCGUUCUGAACCACCUGGGUGCUCUGCCUAACAUUGAACUGACCUCGCCACGGAUGUUCACCUAUGGCUGCACAUGGGAAUUUGGAGCCAUGGUGAACUACAUCAAGAAGACAUAUCCCCUGACUCAGCUGGUGGUGGUGGGCUUCAGCCUGGGUGGUAACAUCGUGUGUAAAUACUUGGGGGAAACUCAGGCAAACCAAGAGAAGGUCCUGUGCUGUGUCAGCGUGUGCCAGGGGUACAGUGCACUGAGGGCCCAGGAAACCUUCAUGCAGUGGGAUCAGUGCCGGCGGUUCUACAACUUCCUCAUGGCGGACAACAUGAAGAAGAUCAUCCUCUCGCACAGGCAAGCUCUUUUUGGAGACCAAGUUAAGAAACCCCAGUGCCUGGAGGACACAGACUUGAGUCGGCUCUACACAGCAACAUCCCUGAUGCAGAUUGAUGACAACGUGAUGAGGAAGUUUCAUGGCUAUAACUCCCUGAAGGAAUAUUAUGAGGAAGAAAGCUGCAUGAGAUACCUGCACAGGAUUUAUGUGCCUCUCAUGCUGGUUAAUGCAGCUGAUGACCCCUUGGUGCAUGAAAGUCUUCUAACUAUCCCCAAAUCUCUUUCAGAGAAACGGGAGAACGUCAUGUUUGUGCUGCCUCUACAUGGGGGCCACCUGGGCUUCUUUGAGGGCGCUGUGCUGUUCCCCGAACCCCUGACGUGGAUGGAUAAGCUAGUGGUGGAGUAUGCCAACGCCAUUUGCCAGUGGGAGCAUAACAAGUUGCAGUGCUCUGACACGGAGCAGGUGGAGGCCGACCUGGAGUGAGGCCUCUGGACUCUGGCUCCAGCAGCCCUCCUCUGGAACCCACAUCCCCUCAUCCCCUGUUUCAGGUCUCCCAUCUCCCUCAGUGACCUGGAUCUGACCUCACACCAUCAGCGGGGGGGCACCCACCAUGCACACCUGUCUCGGAGUAGGCAACUCUCCCUGGGAGCUCCAGGCUAUUUUUGUGUUUAGUUACUAGUUUUUUCCAUUGCAUUGUUAGCCAUGGUGACAAGUGACACAGUUCUCACCCUCCUGUCCAGUUUCAGCAUCUGAUUGCUUUUAAGCCAAUUACAUCUAGUUUCCCUAUUAAAAAAUGUGUCUGAACAGCAAUUUUGCUUUGCCAAUCAAAAGGCUUUUCCCUGAGAAUAGUGAGGAUGUAUGUCAUUUUGCAGUGGUUGUAUGUGUCCUUACAUAAACCCUGAGAAGAGCUCACCAUUCUGGACCAAUGCUAAAGAUACCGUUCAGCUUGAGAACUUGAGGAGCUGGGCCUCCCAGGCUGGAGUUGGCCUCUUAAAUGGCAAAGGAAAAUCCUUCAAGUCACAAGCCAAGUUUCCUCCCUCAUUGUCUUCUAAAUCAGUUUCCCUGUGCUUUGCUGCGGAUGAGAGUUAUGUGGGGCACUUGUUAAAAAUUCAGCCUCCCAGGUCCCUCCCCUUGUGGAGACUGAUUCAGUGGGUCUGGGAAGGGGUCUGGAGAUUUCAGUUUUUCACAAGUGCCCCAGGGGAUUCUCGUCACCUGGUAAAUUUGGGAAACAUUCAAUAGCACCUUUAAAUCUUCAUAGCUCCUUUUAUUGAAACUCACAGGCAAAGGUGUCUCUUAGCUUCCAGGGGCCUCCAGAGCAGCAAGGCCUGCCCUGUAGCUGCUCCGGGGUGACCACAGUGUGAUGUGCUGUUCCCCGAUGUCUUAGAUUCAUAGCGGUUCUCAACCUGUGGGUUGCGACCCACAGGAACUGUAUUAACUGACCGCAGCAUUAGGAAGGUUGAGAACCAUUGUCUUAGAAGGACCUGGGUGGUAGUGAGCAUCUGGGCUGUGCCCUGCUCUGCUUCACCCUGGACAAGGUCCCUUUGAACUUUAGUUUCUUCACCAAUUAAAAAAGGGGACUUGGACCAGGUAGAAGAUUGCUGAGAUCACUACCCGUUCUAAAGUUCAAUGACAAACUCAGUUUACUGACGUUUGAGAGAACAUCCCUCCAGAGGAGCCUGGGAACUAUUCUCCCACUCUAAGCAUAUCAUCAUUUUGCCUUUUUUUUUUUUUGUUCUUUUUUAUUCAUAUGAAGAGGUUUGGAAUUUUUUUUUAAGCACUCAAUUAUAAUUUUAGUUUUUUAACCCAGGUCUCUCUUACUCUGGCUUUUGAUACCAAACAAUUCAAAAGUUGGAUAUGAGUUUGGAGAAAGGUAUUUCCAACUGAAGAAGGUAUUAUUUUGAAACCAGAUUUUUAAUAGCCUAUAUUUGUGGUCUGUAGGAUAAAUCUUUGCAAAGUGUACCUUCUCAAGAGAAAAUGCCACUCUAGGUUUCAAGUACUCCUUCUGUCCAAUCCUGUGGUACUUGAAUAUCUAAAAACCCUGCACUUUGAAAAAUCAGCAGUUGCUAUCUGGAACUAAACAAACUAUGGUGAAAUUGUUGGAUACUUUAAAAAGAUAUUUUCCUAACUUCAUCUCCUUUCUGUCCAGGACAGACUGGAACAUACGUAGUGGGUCUUUGGGAAUGUUUAAGGGGUAAAGGGAGUCACCUGAACGCCAACCCUCAUGGCCACAGGUGCAUGUAGGUCGGGCAUCAGUCCAAGUGACCGUGACAGUAACAUCUAUAACCUGAGGUUUUCUGACAAUCAACAGAUCAUCCUAUUAAAAUCAAAAACAGCCAUUAUCUCAGAAGAUUGAGAUUUCUGAGCUCUCAACUGUGUUUUGGUAUUUUUCCAAAUUCUGUUAUUAUGACUUUUCCCCCAAGUUGUUAUUUUUCUAAUGCAUUUCCUUUUUGCUUUCUUUUUGCACAAUUUGGCACUUUACCCCUCAAUUCGGAAGCUAGUCCCUCUCCUCUGUUACUUUUCCCUCUGCCCAACCGCAGUUGUAAUCUAGAAAAUUCAUAGUCGUAUUGCCUGUUACUACCUUUAAUUCUUAAGAUUUAUUUGUGGAAAUAGGUAAAUCAAGCAAUAGACUAAUAGGACUGAAUCACCAUCCCAGGAAUAAGAGGCUCCUUUCAUUUGCCUGAGGCCACAUCUCUUAACCUAUUCUGAUGAAGUAGUGGCCAGCCCAGGUACCAGCUCCAUUUAGAAGAAAAGACAGUCCUGUUGUCACACAAACAAGAAGGAAGGAAUCCUUGGAGUGUGGUCUGCAUGGCAGUCCUAGUGACCCUCUCAGAGGAAAAUCAUGGCUGGAGAGGCAUAGCCUUUCUUGUCACACAACCGGAAUUCAUCCACCAGGGCUACAGGGCCCUGUCCCAGCUGAAAUCUUUUUAGCUUGUGACUCUGAAUGGCAAUUACAUUCCCUUUUGGCUCACAUGAAAUCAACUGAAGCCCUUUGUGCAAGCUCUAGGCCCUCAGGCAUUGAAAUGAGAAUGGGACCGGGGCUGUUAGUAUAGGAAAAUUCUUGUCUGUCCCUGAAAGCACAGAGGCAGCUGCAUUUACAGAGAGGCAAACUGGCCUAGUAAAUGAGGGAGCAGCCAUUUUAUUUAUAGGUCAUCUUUUUCCCUCCUCCAGGCUUGUCUUUCUUCCCAAAGUCAUUCAUUUCCAGUGAUAAUGUGAAAGCUCUUCUUGGUGUUAAGGUCGUAUUUGGGCUAAAACAGGGCUGAAUUUUUAGGUUAUUUGAACAUUAUAUUUUAAAAUCAAAUUAAGGAUAUAAAUUGUAUUGAUCUAGACAAUUCUGUUGCAGGAAUAAAACCAAAGGGUGAAAGGAUCCAUCUUUCUCCUAUUAUAUACCCUGCCCCCUAAACAAUUUGGAGAAUAACUGAUCUCAGACAAAUUAGGAUUAUCUGACUUGAAAAACAGUGUCAAUUCUCUGACUCAUUUUUGUUAGAAGGGAGUUUAAACACACUUGAAGAAAACUUUCCGGCUGUGAGUUUGUACCAGUGAUUGCAGAGCAGAAUGAAGGUAGAACUUGUUUGUUGUUACAAUGUUCUUUUAACCUCUCUGAAGCAUUUUAUGUAUUUGCCCGGAGCCUUAUGAGCUACCAUGCAAGUGGAAAUAUACCUGAAAGGGGAGUGUUUCUUUUUUGAUGUGAUGUUACAGAACCAAAGUUCAAGAGACCUAGGUUCUUGUCCUGUCUCUAAUUCACACUGGAUCAUGGGCAAGUCACUUCACCCCUCUGAGCCUGUUCCCUUAUCUUAGACCAUUUCUAAGACUGCAUCAUUUAUUUAUACAUCAUUUGCUGAACAUUUGCCUGAACUUGGCUCUUACAACCUUGCAGAUGAAACAGCUAUGUCAAGGCCCAAUGUCAUCUUGUGGGACUUGGAGGGAGGGAGCUUCUGCAUUAAGCCUGUCCUGGUGGAGAAUUUUGAUCUUGUCCAAAGCCUUGAGUCUUUGGCUUAUCUUCAGGGUCUCCAUCGUCAUCACAAUAUGUAAGCUGUUCUGAGGGUGGUCUUGCGACUGUGGCAGGUGCUGACCGCUACUAUGAGGAGAAUAUCUCCAUCUCCCAAUGUGACUCAGGCAUUGAGAAUUCCCAGGGCAGAAAUUUUCUUCCUGCUCAGCCUUUCAUUCUAAAAUUACAGUCUUCAUUAAGGCUGAACUUUCUGGGUAGCUGAGCUUAUUUGCCUGGCAUCUGAAUGAAAGCUCUCUUUGUAACUGUGACUUGAGAUCUGUUUUGCCAGCUCCAGAAACAAUACAUGUGUUCUUGUUUGUGUUUGCCAUGCAAGCAGAUGUCUGAACUGUGAGGGGCUUUUCUUUUCUGACGGCAUUGAUUCUGACUUAGAGCUAAAGUAAAGAUUGCUGAAACAUCACAUUGGGCUGAAGGAACUCAGAGGUCUUUGUCCUUUACACAGGAUAGGAGGGUUAUUAAGUAGCAUUUCACUGCAGCAUUCUGUCACAUCUGGAAUUGUUUUCUUUGCCCAGAAAGCCUUAACUUGCCUCUAGAAAAUCCCCUGGUAUCACAACUGUAUUGUGGCAUUAGAUUCAAAUUCUUCCGCUAUGGAAGCUUGAAGCAAAGCCACAGCAAAACCAGAGAAUUUCCUCCGUGGGCUGUAGGCUCCUUGUCACAGUGUGUCCCCACCCCUCAACAAUACAAGUGAUUCAGAAAUGGCCUCAUCUCCGCCACCUCUCUGUCCUUGGCCUUACUGUGUUGUUCAAAGCCACUUUGGAUUGCUUGAAUGCUUCAAAAAAACCAUGAAAAGUAGCCUGACUAUGGCAUUUAGAGGCCAAGCAAUUGAGUGAAAGAUUAUCUUCUGUUAUUUAAGCAGGAGGAUGUACCCCUCUUCAUAGACUAGAAUUGCUUUUGCCAAAUUGUAUUUGAAGCUAAGGGAAGAUCUGGCCCCUGCUGGCAGAGAGAACUAGAAUGCUAUCCAAGGCACAGGCUGCUUCCUCUUGCCCACAUCCCUGCCGCUGCAGCCUCCAAAUACUGCAGCCCAGGCAUCCUCCUGUACUGGCCUUUGGAAGCAGGCCACCGAAUCCAACUCACUAGCCAUUCUCAGACUCCCAGAAAGUAGAUAGCUGCCCACUUUGGAAGAAUCAGUCCCCCAUGUUUUCUGAACUGUUAUUUCUAGCAUGUAUGGGUAAAGCUUUCAUGUGUCUCUUAAUAAGUAAGCUGAAGUUAAUGUCUAACUGGUGGAUUAAGCCUAACAUUCUGAGUUCCAUCAAGUUCUCAGCCUUUAACUAGACUCCUGUCAAUUAGUAAUGAAAUCUAUAACCUGCCUUCUCUUGCUUCUGGUCCCCAUUAGCCAAGAAAUCCACUAUUGCCAUAAAUUGGGGACAGUCCACUUAUAGCAUCUGUAGAAAUACCCCUUUGUCUCUAUGGGCAUUCUCCUUCCAGACCAUCCAUGUUAGCAGCCAGCAGUCACCUGGAUCAAUUGCUGACCCCCUUGGUCCCAGCGCCAACCAGUUUUCUCCUAGGCUGUUCGUGUGGGUGGACAGAGUUUCCGGGAAUAGAAGUUAGGUUUUGUUAGGUUUUUAUUUUGGCCUCUUGAGUUUCCUAAAGCACAAGUCCAUGUAGAAUCCUGCCACCUCUCCACACCAGUUCCAGAUGAUCUGGGUCUCUCCCACUGCCUCAGGAAGACCUUCACUGUACCUGAGCUUUUGACUUCUGCCACUGCAGCUGCCUUAGUGACCCCAGGGGAGGGGAGAAGGCAGGGAAGAGCAAGUUUGCAUCUCUCCUUUUCCUGGUUAGACUCCUUCAACCACGUUCUUAAGUUGGCAGAUCUGCUUCCAGACUGAUUUUUGAGAACCAUCACUUUCACAUUCCUAAUUCUGGUUUGUUUUGUUUUGUUUUGUUUGGGUUUUCCAAAACUUAAAAUGCUGCCCUAAAAACACUGUAUUUUUGAGUUUGUGUUCUGAAAGCCUCUGUGCUGCUGGAUCUUUGGGGGGAAAUACAGGAUCCUUCAGCACUGAGGUGUUUAAGAUUUGCAACUAGCAAUGCAAUUUUUUCUAAAUAUGAGGAUAUUUACCUUUAUUAAGAAAUUAUACUAAACAGUGGUGUCCUUGAUCAUUUUAUUUUCUCAUAUUACUUUUGAUUCUACUAUGAUUCUGUGUGGUGGUAAACAAAGAUCAUUACAAACAAAAACUAUAAUUUUGUUAAUCUUUGAGUCAAUGGAAUUUCUUUACUUGAAAAAAAUAAAGACUAAAAAUGUG